Messenger RNA from Ceratosolen solmsi marchali, 3012 nucleotides. RefSeq names its product cullin 4 (gene Cul4). Gene Ontology annotation, biological process: ubiquitin-dependent protein catabolic process. Gene Ontology annotation, cellular component: cullin-RING ubiquitin ligase complex. The record is from RefSeq and is a predicted model, not a curated record. NCBI's taxonomy places the organism in Eukaryota, Metazoa, Arthropoda, Insecta, Hymenoptera, Agaonidae. Gene Ontology annotation, molecular function: ubiquitin protein ligase binding.
AUAAAGAGAAAUAUAAAAUAUAUUGAACAUAGAAAUAAAUCAGCUUACAUCUUUAAAAACGGUUAAGAAUAAAUAUAUAUAUAUAUAUCCAAAGAUCAUAUAAGAUUAAAUGCAUAUUGGUUAGAAAAAACCAAUCAGAAGACGACUGCUGUUAAAUUAGUUAAAAUAGGGGAGAAGUUUUAAGUACUGAAAUACGUUCCCGCAGCCGGGCAAUGAGUUCUUAUGUCCAGGUUGGGUAGAACACAGAUUCUGGCUACGAAUUACAGCCAUCAUCGUCGACAUCAACAAUCAAGUGGUUCGAGUCAACAAGAACUGCAGAACCAGGUGGAAGCUUGUAGUGUAGUUACAAAGUGGCCUAAGUACAAUUUUACAGAACGAGAAAGUGUAGAUAACACUAUGACAGAUACAGCUGCUACAUCUCCAGGGAAUGGCACACAAACCAAAAGGGCAAACUUUUCUUUAGCUGUUGCCAAUCCUAAUGGAGUCAAUAAAAUAACACAAAGCUUAGCCACGGGUAAACCAGGCACUGCUAAAAAACUUAUUAUUAAAAACUUUAAAGAUAAGCCAAAGCUUCCUGAGAACUAUCAAGAAGAAACAUGGGAGAAGCUUAGAGAAGCAGUAGUUGCAAUACAAACUAGUAAAAGCAUACGUUAUUCAUUGGAAGAAUUAUACAAAGCUGUAGAAAAUAUGUGCAGUCAUAAAAUGGCUUCGACACUUUAUAGCAAUCUAACGGUGCUAGUGGAAACUCAUGUUAAGGCUAAUAUUGAGCAAUUUUUAGCAGAGUCAAUGGACAGACACAUUUUUUUAAAAAAAAUGAAUGAAUGUUGGCAAUCACAUUGUAGACAGAUGAUAAUGAUUCGCAGUAUAUUUCUAUAUCUAGACAGAACUUACGUCCUUCAAAAUCCUAGUAUUUCAUCUAUCUGGGAUAUGGGCCUGUACCUCUUUAGAUUGCAUAUCGUACUGAAUAAUUUAGUGCAAACACGUACUGUAGAGGGUUUGCUGAUGCUGAUUGAAAAGGAACGGCAAGGAGAUACUGUUGAUCGAACUCUUCUCAAAUCCCUUCUGCGAAUGCUCUCUGACUUGCAGAUUUAUCAAGAUGCUUUUGAGUCCAAAUUUCUCAUUGCUACUGAGAGGCUUUAUGCUGCUGAAGGUCAAAGACUUAUGCAGGAACACUAUGUACCCGAGUAUUUAGCACACGUUGAUAAACGUCUUCAGGAAGAGAAUGAAAGACUAUUACAUUAUCUUGAUACUUCUACUAAGUGGUCAUUAAUACAUACUGUAGAAAAACAAUUGUUAUCAGAGCAUGUCAGUAGUAUUUUACAAAAAGGACUAAGUGGAUUAUUGGACGAAAAUAGAAUAAGUGACUUGUCCUUACUUUAUAAUUUAUAUAGUCGUAUAAAGAAUGGCUUAGUGGAGCUCUGUUUAAAUUUUAAUUGUUAUAUUAAAAAAAGAGGUAAAACAAUAGUCAUAGAUCCAGAGAAAGAUAAAACCAUGGUACAAGAACUCCUAGAUUUUAAAGAUAAAAUGGACAAUAUUGUCAACACGUGCUUUCAUAGAAAUGAAAAGUUUGCCAAUAGUUUGAAGGAAGCUUUUGAAGCUUUCAUUAAUCAAAGAGCAAAUAAGCCAGCUGAACUAAUAGCGAAAUUUGUCGAUUGUAAAUUGCGAGCUGGCAACAAAGAAGCUACAGAAGAGGAGCUGGAACGCCUUCUCGACAAAAUUAUGGUUCUAUUUCGUUUCAUUCACGGCAAGGAUGUGUUCGAGGCGUUCUAUAAAAAGGAUCUAGCGAAACGGCUUUUGGUCGGGAAAUCCGCUUCCGUAGACGCGGAAAAGUCUAUGCUCUCAAAAUUAAAGCCGGAAUGAGGGGGCGGCUUCACCGGACAAGCAGGUAUGUUCAAAGACAUGGAGCUAAGCAAGGACAUAAAUAUUGCGUUUAAGCAAUACUCUGGCAACCUUCAGAGUGAACUCAUAGCGAGUAAUCUCGAUUUGACCGUCUCGAUACUCACAAUGGGCUAUUGGCCGACGUAUCCGGUGAUGGAAGUUACCUUGCCCCCAGAGAUGGUCCAAUAUCAAGAUAUCUUCAACAAGUUUUACCUGGGUAAACAUAGCGGCAGGAAGCUGCAGUGGCAGCCGACCCUUGGCCAUUGCGUACUCAAGGCUUGGUUUAAUCAGGGUAACAAAGAAUUGCAGGUUUCAUUAUUCCAAGCAUUAGUUUUAAUUCUCUUUAACGAAGUGGACAAUUUAUCCUUUGAAGAGAUUAAGGCUGCAACGAAUAUCGAAGAUGGUGAGCUUAGAAGGACACUGCAGUCGUUAGCUUGCGGCAAAGCUCGAGUUCUUCAAAAAAAUCCCAAAGGAAGAGAUAUUGCCGAUAAUGACAGAUUUAUUUUCAAUGCCGAUUUCACCAAUAAACUUUUCAGAAUAAAGAUCAAUCAAAUACAAAUGAAGGAAACGAACGAGGAACAAAAAGCAACAGAAGAACGAGUCUAUCAAGAUAGACAGUAUCAAAUAGAUGCAGCAAUCGUCAGAAUUAUGAAAAUGCGAAAAACUUUAACACAUAAUCUUCUUAUAAGUGAAUUGUACAAUCAACUUAAGUUCCCAGUUAAGCCCGCCGAUCUGAAAAAGCGAAUAGAAUCGUUGAUUGAUCGAGACUAUAUGGAAAGAGAUAAGGACAAUGCAAAUCAAUAUAAUUACGUUGCGUAACCUCGUCAUAUAAAUGCCAAAGCUAUAACAUAUUGGGCCGUGGUGAGAGUAUUUAGUAAAAAAUAAAAAAAUAACAAAAAAAAAUUAAAUUAAAUAGCAUUCAAAAUUUGAGAAAAAAAGCACAAGAAAGAAAAUAAUAAACUAAUUUUAGUGGUGUUUGUGAGCGUGUAUGUGUAAACUAAAAAGAAAAGAACAAUAAUACGUUCGAUAGGAAGCAAUACAUAAUAAGAGCGUUAAACUUUUUAUCUGGAGUAACUGAUUUCUGAAUCUCUGAAAGCAUCGAUUUACCAUAAGCCUUUAUUUUAUAUACUUAUA